Messenger RNA from Saccharomyces eubayanus, 966 nucleotides. RefSeq names its product Dse2p (gene DSE2). The transcript has a single exon. The record is from RefSeq and is a predicted model, not a curated record. NCBI's taxonomy places the organism in Eukaryota, Fungi, Ascomycota, Saccharomycetes, Saccharomycetales, Saccharomycetaceae. The coding region runs from base 1 to 966 and encodes 321 amino acids.
AUGAAUUUCAAUUUUAUUACAAUCGUUAAUAUUUUAUUUUUUCUAUUCUCCUUAACCGAUGCCAACAACAACGGGGAAGCAGUCAAACUCUUUACUUCCAAUGGCGUUGUCUACAGUUAUGCUGUCUACACCAAAACACUUGCGCCUGCAAGAGUUGUGGUCAAAACAAUUUCCUAUACAACUACCAGAGUAUAUCCAGUCACUUUGGCAAAUUCAGUUGUCUCUUCUACCACUGAAAAAAUAACAGAGGUUUCAACAAUAUCAACUUCGGAACAAUCCAGUGCCACUCAAACAGAUCCAGUAGUUACUUCCUCUAGUGAAUCUGCCCUUAUUCCAUCAACUUCUUUUGAUUCUUUGGCUUCUUCUACUUCCACAUCUUCUGUCGAAUCAUCGCAAAAUAUUCAAUUAUCAAGUGCACUUGCCACUACAUCGCCUUCCUUUUCUAGCUCCUCUUCCUCACCAUCUUUCACAGGAUCAUCCUCUUCUCCUUCAUCGAUUUUUGUGUCAUCGUCCUUCUCCUCUUCAUCAUCGGAUUAUUCCUCAUUGCCAUCUUCCUCUUCCUCGGCAUCAUACGUUUCCACUAUUAUUACUUUGGAGUCAUCAAGCUCAGAGUACGAAAACACUCAGUCCACUUCUAGCUCAAGGAUGGCGUCAUCUUCUUCAGCUAUACCGCCCUCCACAUCCGUCGUCGAAUCGACUCAAACAGAGUCUUUCUCAACGAGAACUACUUCCACAUUGACACCAUCCUCCAAGGUAAGCGCGAUUUCUAGAACAACGACAUCUGCGCCAGCGCAAUCUUCUUCUGUUCAGUCGAUAUCUGUCUCGAGCUCAGAAGGCACUUGUUAUGUAUAUUAUGAUGACGAUGAUUACUAUAGUACUGUCUACCUGACCAACCCAACUCAAUCUGUUGAUGCGGCCACUACAAUAACGAGUACGAACACAAUAUAUGCCACUGUUACCAUUUAG